This is a messenger RNA of Linum trigynum, 237 nucleotides long. The record is from the annotation of a GenBank genome assembly. Lineage: Eukaryota; Viridiplantae; Streptophyta; Magnoliopsida; Malpighiales; Linaceae.
AUGAUUUGGAAACGGGCAAUAAAUACGGGGGAGAUUCUGCCGUUGUGCGCGUGGUUGGGGAGGGAGGGAUAUGAAGACGACGUCGUGGCGGUGGGUGGGAUAGGUUGGACGACAGGAAAAGGCCGAAAACGACAGCAGACGAUGAGAUGGUGGCAGCCUGGCACUGCCAGUGGCCAGUGGGAUGUUGUUGUGGUUGUGGAGGUCAGGAUUCCAGUCCACGCCCCUUUACAUGAUUGA